UGCGUGUUUCAGUUUGUGGAGAAGAGAAAGGAGAUGAAGGCUGAUGGGAGGACGGACAAGGAGCUGGAGGAGAGCUACUGCUUCUUGUUGGCUGAAAAUGCUAAACUGCCUGUGCUGUGUGAGAAGGGGCUGCAGGUGGGUCAGAGUUGGAUCACAGUGCUGGGAAACCCCACCAAAGGAGUGUAUCUGUCCAAAUAUUCAGACCUGCUUCAAGUCAACCCCAUAAAUCCCGGGUUCACAGGGGAUAUGGUCAUCUUCAAAGUCAUGAAGGGUAAAGUGAAGAGCAUCUAUGAAAACAUGAAAAACCUUUAG
Messenger RNA from Notothenia coriiceps (black rockcod), 312 nucleotides. RefSeq names its product protein FAM208A-like. Gene Ontology annotation, cellular component: nucleoplasm; heterochromatin. The coding region runs from base 34 to 312 and encodes 92 amino acids. Gene Ontology annotation, biological process: protein localization to heterochromatin; negative regulation of gene expression, epigenetic. Gene Ontology annotation, molecular function: chromatin binding. NCBI's taxonomy places the organism in Eukaryota, Metazoa, Chordata, Actinopteri, Perciformes, Nototheniidae. The record is from RefSeq and is a predicted model, not a curated record. The transcript has 4 exons.